AUGCUUCACUUUCCAGAAGCCAACUCGUUGAAACUGUUAUAUGAUGACUUGUCAAUCUUAUCUCGUGUCACUAACGCAAUUGCUCUGGAAUCGGCGGCUCUACAGAAGUCCGUUAAAGUCCGUGACGUCAUCACAGAACUUCUACAGGUGCACAAUGGUAAUUUUUCGGAAUUGAUGAAAAUCGACCCUUCUUUUCUUAUUGAAACUCUCGAUGGAUUAUUUGAAACUAGAAAACAAAUUAUGGGUUCCAUUGGUCAAACAAUUUCAAUCGAGGAACUGAAUAAACUGAAGGACUUUGCGGAAAUGCUGGUGGAUCUAACUGCUGAUAAAUUCAAUUAUGAGAAAGAUUUGAAUUCUAAAGAUAUAGUAGAAAAAGCAAUGGCUAAUACAACCACUAUGGUGACUUGUGACAAGGACUUGUUGACCAAUUUGUCGGAUUUUUCUAAUUUCAUGCAGGGAAACACAAAAGGAGGAACAGCUGAUUUGGCGAUAAUAAAGAAAAUAAAAAGCUCAAAACAAGAGAUCGAAAACUGCGUACAAACUGUAUCGGGAUACAAGGAAACAAUCAACAGAACUACAACCGAUCUUUCUUCAAUCGUAGGUAUGAAAGAAAUUCUGGACCUAGUGCUCGAAUUGAGCAAACCAAACGCUGUAAUGACCUUAUCCACGCGCCUGAAUAAGUUCCAAAAAAUUUUUCUGGAGAUCUUAAGUGUAGUUAAGAACAGAGAGAAAACAAAAGUUGCUCGUAUGAUAGAAAAAACCAGUAAAGCUUUGAAAAACUCGUUGAUCCACGACCAUACACAUCACUCACAUCAUUAUCAUCUAACAGCUGGAUUCCCAGAAAAAGAAGAUAUGUCACGUGUGACAGAUGAUCUGAAAAGUGAUUGGUUCAAACAAAAAAUAUCGAUGGGAAAAAGCACCAAAGAUCUCGAAGCUGCUCUGGUUCCUUUCAGUCAAUUCGCGGAUAAAAUGAAAGUGGUGGAACGGAAUUGGAGUUUUUUCCAGAAUGGAUUCGUCAAAGCAGAGAAGAAAUUAUCAAGCAUAGCUAAAAAAUUAAAUUUUGUAGAAAAUUACGACUACGAGAAAAUGGAUCCACAAUUUUUCAAGGACACUGAAACUUUCUUUACGGAUUGUUUCAAGAGAUUCAAGGGUCAUUCUUACGAUGCUGAUAUCACGUCCUUCAAGUCAGGCUACAGUACGCUGAAUUCGUUUAUAGAGUCUAUGGAAGCAAUUUCUGUUUUGUCAGUCGAAAUGACAGAUCUCAUAUUUACUUCUUCUGCAUUGUCUAUUUUUCUCGAUGAGUUUGAAGAGGUGGAGACGGACAAAAAGAGUUCUUCAGACCUAAGAGACGAGAUUAACGAAUUAACCAAUUGGGAUACAGCAGAACAAGUGUUUAAGAUGUUUCAGAGGUUGAAAAUGCUACAAGACACAUAUCUGAGGUUUCGCAAGGAGAGUAAUUCUGUGAAUAUCAGCAUUCAAAACAUUGGAAUUAGUUCUGGUAUUUAUGAAACUUCCUCAUGUCUUCGAAACUAUAAAUUCGAUGCAAAUAGAUUAAACAUAACAGUAGUGUACAUGGAGAAGAUUACGGAUCUUCUAGAAAAUGAUACAUAUCAUGUUCUCAAAAAUGUUUUGAGCGAAUUCGCAGAGUUGAGAAUUGCACUACUUGAUACGGAGAAAUUCGUAAAAGGGAUUGCUUCAAGACGACAACGAGAUGUUUCAAAACAAAAAAGUCCACUACUCAAAUUGAAAGAUUCUGUAAAACUAUCAAAUCAUCUGGGAAAUGGUAUGAGAAUUUUGAAGGAAAUGAUAGAAGCUUUGAAGUUACAAGACACCCUUCUGGACUCAACCAAUUAUGGAGAAACAGUGAACAGCGUUAUAAAAUCGAAAAAUCCGGCUCAACACGUUCAACAGUUCUGGGAAGGUUCUAGCUCGAAAAUUCGAAAAAUGAUAAAUGAUCUCAAAAUUUUGGAUUCAUCUGCAGCUAAAUAUCAGAAACAAGACCUGGUGGAAAUUGGGAAAAUAUUCGACAACGCUGCAAAGGUUCAAGGGAUUCCAGAAGUUUUCCCAUACAUCAGCGAGCAGUUGGAACAUAUGAAUACGGAUUAUCAAAUAGCUUUUCAAAAUUCCGAGAAAUUGAAACACUUGGAUCUGGAAUUCUCUUCUCAUAAAGGAGAGCUAAGUGCAGCUUUGUUGAGUUUGGACCCGAUUAAGGAGUUUUUCGAUGACCUGUUUGGUUUGAGUCCAAAAAAUUCAAUUGUCACGAUUAAUCAAUCAUCUUCUCCUACACUUAUCAUAAUAGUGUGCAUUUCAGUUCUUUUGGUUCUAGUAAUUGGAGCUCUGGUUGCGUAUGGAUUCACAUCGUCUGGUAGAAAAUCUUACAGAAGGCUCUACAUUUACUAUUUUGGAAAACAACAAGAUUACGAAAAACGAUGGAGAUACUCAUUAUUCCUGGAUAGAUCGGAUGGGAAAAAUGUGCUCAUUGACGCGGUUCGAGAGAUCAACUCGGUUAAUUUGCUCAACGCUGUCAAACGAGGGGCAUACGUUAAUGUUUGCAACAAGUUUGGAAACACUUCACUCCACGUAGCAACUAGAAGAGGUUACAGUGAUCUAGUGGAAAUUCUUAUAAAAAAUGGAGCUGACCGGACUUUCUUGAACGCCCAGAAUAAGACCCCAGAGCAAAUGAUUCCAGAAAACUAUCAGACAACGGAGCCUGAAAAAAUAUAUAGAUAUGUGAAGAUUGAACAAAUCUACAAUAAAUAUCGGAAUCGGAAGUUUAAACAAAGGGUACCAAUGGAACUUCCAACCAGCUCCUUCCACAUUUUCAUUGAUCUUCGUACAGAUGACAGGAUCACCAAUGAGUUUACCGCCUGUUUCCAAUCAAUUACUUCGGAUGAAGUGAUGCCUACUACCACUCAUUGCAUAAUCAAAACUGGAGAAAAUGAAAUGUUGGAGACAGACGACAUGAAUAUUCUGGCUUGGAUUUUCUCUGGAAUCAUAAUUGUAAAAGAUGCAUGGAUGACCGAAUGUAUUCGAGAUAAGAAAUUGAUUUCUAAAGAUUCGAACUUUUUGGUGGAAAAGGUGAAAUACAGUGGAACGGUUUAUGAUACAGUAAUCCAAUGGUCGAAUGCAAUGGCAAAAGGAACAAUUCCAUAUUUGUAUGGUGUUCAUGUGGUGAUUGUGAUGAAGGAAUGCCCAAACUUACUUACGCUGGCUUCGAUUGUGAUCAUUCAAGGAGGCGUUGUAUUGGACACGUUUCCGGAAAAAGGGAGCUAUAACAAAGGAUCUCAUCCAUACCAUCAUAAAAAUCAUGGUCCUAUUUUCAUUCUUCACGAUGGAAAUACUGACUUAUCAUUUUACAAAAACGAUCCGGACAAGAUGUUCUCCCUGUUUACCGAAAAAGAGUUUCUCAUGUUCAUGCUCAAGCGAGAAACUAACAUCGAUACUCGUUCAAAACUACUUCCUAUACUUGUCGAAGGAGAUGAUACGCUCGAAAGUCUUCAUGAGGUUCUACAUCGCCAACAUUUUUUCAUUGUUCUGGUGCCUACAGAAUGCAGGAACACAAAACUCAAAAGGUACAAUCUGAAACACAUCGUCACCGAAAAAAAUAUAAUUUUAGGUUCUAUAAAUCUCGAACUUAUUUACGAGGAUCUUGCAAUUCUGACUCGUAUUACAAAUGCGAUUUCUCUUACGUCGGCAGCUCUUCAAGAUACCAUCGACACGAUAAAUGUGACUAGCGAAUUGCUCAAGAUAAACGCUGGUAAUUUGACAGAAAUAAUGAGCUUGGACAUAGAUAAAGUCCUUCCUGAUUUGGAAAAAUUAAACACAGAAAGUAAAUCAGCUUUACAAAAUUUCCACGAGAAGGAUCUCGAAAAAUUCUUCCCAUUCAGUGCUAUGAUGACGUGGACAAUUUUCGCAUCGAUUCCAAAACUGAAAGAGAUGUCUGCAGAAAAGUUUCUAGAAGUAGCAAAAAAUCUAACGAGCCAUGGAAGGGCAUGUGAAAAUGAAGUAAUAAAUUCAACAGUUGGUUUCUCGAGAGCAAUGAACAAUCACCCGAUGGAAGAUUCGGAAAGAGAGAACAUGGUUAAAAACUUUAUUAAAGUAAUUCCUGAACUACAAGACUGUGCUACGAGCAUUAUAAAAUACCAUGAGAAACUUUUUGAAUACGAAAUCAAAAAAAAGAAUAUUGAAUCGAUUUGGGAUUCAAAAAAUAAUCUCGAGCUGUUUCGGAACAAUUCUCUAGCAAGUCCAACUGCAAUACCAGGAUAUAAUGUAGUCUACAAACUAUUCAAGUCAGUGGUGAAAACUUGGAGUGGGGAUAAAAUAAUGGGUUAUAGAAAAAUGAUAAAAAGAGUACAAGGAUUGGUCGAAUACAUGUCAAGUUCGAAAUCAAUUGAACAUCCUGUAUUUACAGCUGGUUUUGUGAAUAUGGCAGAUCUCUCAAAAGUUUCGGAAGACGUGGACAGUAAAUGGUUCAAAAACGCAAUAGCAAAAGGAAAACCGGUUGACAAGAUAAAGACAGCCUUGAAACCGUUCAAUGAGUUUGCUUCGAACAUGAAUGCGCUGGAAAGUGUAUGGAAGUCUUUUGAAGAAACCAUUCAAGAAAUUCUUAUUCCGAAAGUCAAUAUGAUAAAGUUUUCAAAGUUUUACCAUCCGCAAAAUACACCGAGUAACAACAUGAGCAAGUAUCUAGAAAUAGAAGAGACUUACAAAAAAUUGAAUCUAGUGAUUAAGUCAGUUACCGGAAUGGUAACAUGGGUUGAUGAGACUUUAAAGGAAACAAACCCCAAUGUAAAGCAAGUUCUGGAGCAGUUAAAAACUACAAAAAUGGAUUAUAAAAAUGAGAAAUACAUUCAUACCAUCAAAACUCUUCCGAACUACGAUUCUUUCAAGCAAUUCGUUGGAAGAUUUGAAAGUCUGCAAGUGUUGCAAGCUGCAAUGAUAACGAACGCAAUGAUGGUAAACAGUGGAAAUACCAAGCUAGACUACGGAGUAAAAGAUCUUGUUGAAGAGUGGGAUGUUGCCGGGAAACAAGAUUGUUUAAAAAACAAAAAAGAAUUGGAUGUACAGAUUUUGAUAACACUAACCACUGCUCUAGAGUAUGCGUUUAAGUUUGUCAAAGAAUCUAACUAUUCUACGAUUCAAAAUGUACUCCAAACUAUUCUUAAAGUGAGAAAUCAACUUCUGAGUUUGGCGAACUUUGUGGAACAGCUGGAGAAGAAAUAUGACUCAGUAGAAUCAGUGAAAACCGUUUUACAGCUGAGGAACUCUUCCUCGCUGGCACACAGUUUGGGUAGUGGAAUGCGUGUUAUUCAACAUAUGACUGAAGUUUUACGAUUAAGUGAUAAUUUAAAACGAGUGAUGGAGUACAAUGACACCACAACCAAAGUGAUAAUGGCAUCUGACCCACCGAUGGACGUUUUAAAGUUUUUCCAAAAUAGGAAUCCAAGUAUCAAUAUGUUAGUCAAGGAAAUUGAUUCCCUGGAAAAAUCAGCUGAAGAUCUUAAAGGAAAAGAUCUGUUAAGGAUGGGAUCUGUGUUCGAGACAGCUUUGAAAGUUCAAGGAAUUCCAAACGUUUUUGGGUUUGCUUAUAGUGAAUUGAAAAAAUCUGGAUAUGCAUCUGAAGCCAAUGAACUGAAAGAACUAAAGGAUUUGGAUCUGAAUUUUGCAUCUCACAAAGGAGAUUUAAAUGCUGCAUCGCUCAGUCUUUCGAACUUGAGAGACUUUUUUGAUGAGCUGUUUGAUUUGGAAGUGAAACCAACAGCAGGUGUCACACGAAUAAUUUCUGAUCCAUUUAAUACUAUCAUCGGUUGUGUAGUCGUUGUCAUUCUUCUUGGUAUCGGAUUCAUUUUAAUUUACGGUUUGACGAAAAAUGGAAAAGAGAGAUACAAGAAACUGUAUUUGUAUUAUUUUGGAAAACAGGAAGAUUUUGAGAAAAGAUGGAGAUAUUCUCUGUUCCUGGACAGAGUGGAUAUAACAAAGAAUGUCAUAUGUGAUGCAGUACGAGAAGUAAACUCUCAAAAUCUACUUGCAGCUGUCAAAUCGGGAGCCUAUAUCAAUGUUUAUAACAAGUUUGGAAAUACUGGCCUGCAUGUGGCAACUAAACGAGGUCACUAUCAACUGGUGGAUAUUCUCAUUCGACAUGGAGCUGAUCGCACACUUUUGAACGCUGAGAACAAGACUCCGGAGCAGAUGAUCAAAGUGAUGAAUACAACAAUCAAAAAUGAAGAAGAGAAAGAACAAGUGGAUAAGUACAAGAAAGUCGAAAUGAUCUAUAAUAAGUAUCGAAAGAAGAAAUUUGGAAAACGUGUACCGAAUACGUUUCCAACCACAUCUUUCCAUAUUUACAUUGACGAUCGGACCGAGGAGAAAGUCACCUAUAAGUUCAUGGUCAAAUUUGAAUCUAUUACAUCUCAUGAACCACUUCCAACUACUACUCAUUGUAUCGUGAAAACAGAUGAGAAUGGGAUUUUAGAGUCUGAUGAUUUCAAUCUGCUCUCUUGGAUUUUCAAUGGGGUGAUAAUAGUGAAAGAAUCCUGGAUGACUGAUUGUUUGCAAAAUCAGAAUCUGAUUUCUAAAGACAUUGACUAUUUGGUGAAUACGGUAAAAUACAAUGGUGUAGUCUACGAUAACGCUAUUCUCCCUUGGAGUUUAGCAAUGGCAAAAGGAACGAUGCCAUAUUUGUACGGUGUUCAAGUAGCAGUGGUUAUGAAGGACUAUCCUAAUUGUAAGAUAGAUUUAAAAUUGAAUAAUAAUUUUGCUUCUUUUCCAGUAUUCACUCUUGCUGCAGUGGUUUCCAAUCUUGGCGGCUUCAUGCUGAAUCAGUUUCCAGAGAAGGAUCAAUUCAACAAAGGUUCACACCCCUAUCUUCAUGAGAACCUGGGCCCAAUUUUUCUGCUUCAUGAUGGAACUAUUGAUCUGAGUAUCUAUAAGAAUGAUGUCGACAAGAUGUACACUUUAUUUACAGAAUCAGAGUUCAUUAGCUUCCUGCUGAAACGGAACAUUAACACGGAUCAGACCCCUAACCCAACUCCAGUUGUGAAAGAAAUUGAUUAA
Caenorhabditis briggsae is the source of this 7053-nucleotide messenger RNA. Gene Ontology annotation, molecular function: protein binding. The coding region runs from base 1 to 7053 and encodes 2350 amino acids. The record is from RefSeq and is a predicted model, not a curated record. Lineage: Eukaryota; Metazoa; Nematoda; Chromadorea; Rhabditida; Rhabditidae. The transcript is spliced from 16 exons.